AUGGAUCAUUUAGGCUUUGAGUUUGCCGAAACUUUUUUAGAAUUGUCUAACUUAAAACCUUCUCUAUUUGACAUGGUAAAACCUGUUGCAAUCAAAACAGAUUCACCAAAUAGAAUGGAAUAUGCUAUUUCACUGAUGAUGUUAAAUCGUAACGGAAUGAAAUUGAAAACAUUACUAUCUAACUUGAAAACAAAAGAAAACAUUGAAAAUGUGAUUUUUAAAUGCGAAAGAAUAUUGACAUCAAAUGAAUACAAACACUAUUGCAAAGAAAAGGGAUGGGAUAUUUCAGGGGAAGAAUUGUAUUUCUUUAAUGAAAUGAAUCAUACUGAAAGAGUUGUGAAUAUUUUAUUCAGACCCAGUAACGAUGCUCAUGUGGAUUGUUUAUUAGCACUUAAAAGACCCUCUGAAUCCAAUAAGACUUCUCUUUUGAUGUUGAAAUUUAGUAUUUAG
Molecule: messenger RNA, 450 nt
Organism: Naegleria fowleri
Lineage: Eukaryota; Heterolobosea; Eutetramitea; Acrasida; Naegleriidae
Exons: 1
Coding region: 1-450 (149 amino acids)
Source: RefSeq, a predicted model, not a curated record